This is a messenger RNA of Toxoplasma gondii ME49, 13914 nucleotides long. RefSeq names its product ribonuclease type III Dicer. The transcript is spliced from 17 exons. NCBI's taxonomy places the organism in Eukaryota, Apicomplexa, Conoidasida, Eucoccidiorida, Sarcocystidae. Gene Ontology annotation, biological process: RNA processing. Bases 143 to 13486 code for a protein of 4447 amino acids. The record is from RefSeq and is a predicted model, not a curated record. Gene Ontology annotation, molecular function: nucleic acid binding; ATP binding; ribonuclease III activity.
CGAAGAAGGUGAGGAAGCACAGGAAGCGAUCCGGAGGACAAGAGCGAGAAGCGAAGAGGAGAGAAUCCCUUUUCAGAGCAGGAAGGAGUGAGAAAAAAAAACACACUGAAUAACAUUCUGUGAACGGCUUUUACUUGCGAGCAUGCAAUCAGCUGGAAGAUGUUCCCCGCCCCGCGGCGGCGCCACACGAGGCAACUCGGACAUUUCGUCUUCGUCGCGUUUCCAUCCCUCUGACCGCCCUCCUCGAGAGCCUUCUCCCUGCUCUCCCGUUGAUUCGUCUGCUUUCUCCUGUUCCUCUUCUUCGUCUGCCCUUUUUCCGUCGAGACAAUUCGCUUUGCACAGCGCCGAGGAGUCAGGACCAGCGGAGGCAGGCAGGCCUGGGCACCAUGCGUUCCUCCCGCAUUCAGCAGAACGACGCGCGCGCCUCCUGCCGCUUCUCCUCCAGGCGCUCGCGCCUUCCGCUGCAUCUUUGCUGCUUCGCGAGGAAGUAUCUGCGAGAGAAAAAACGACGGAUCCAGAAACGAGAGACGCGACACUACAGAGGGAAGGCGACAGAACAGUGAAGCUCGCCAACCGCCCAGUGGUGGCUUGCGGUUCUUCUUCUCUGUCUUCUUCUUCUUCUCUCUCUUCUUCUUCUCUCUCUUCUUCUUCUCUGUCUUCUUCUUCUCUGUCUUCUUCUUCUUCUCUCUCUUCUUCUUCUCUCUCUUCUUCUUCUCUCUCUUCUUCUUCUCUCUCUUCUUCUUCUUCUCUCUCUUCUUCUUCUCUGUCUUCUUCUUCUUCUUCUUCUCUGUCUUCUUCUUCCUGUCUUUCCUCUGUGACUUGUUCGUGCCGGUCUCCGUUUGUUUCCUUCGCGUCCUCUCCCGAGUUCAGCGCCCUUCGAGACGCGCUGUUCGCGCAAGUGCACCAGCUGGGAGAAGAGGAGAAGGCAGCGCACCGAGGCUGCCUGAGCCUCCUGUUGGCCUCUCGGACCUCUGCGUCUGCGUCCGUUGCUUGCUGCGGCUUCUCUGGAGGCUCUCCAACUGUCCUCUCUCCGUACGACUCACAGAAUGUGCUCCCCUUUCAAGAACAGUACGCGGGAGGCCGCGGCGCGGCGGGGGUCGACGACCGCGCAGCGGCGCGUCGGAGAGAGGAGGCGACUGUUCUGCGAGCAGUGCGGGCGUUCGGCGCGCGAACGUCGGCGCCUCUCUCGGAGACACGAGCAGGAAGAGGCGAAGAGGACGGCCGCCACUCGGAAACUGGAAUGUGCGAAGAGGACGAAAAAGAAGAAGAAGAAAGCUCGCGUCGCCGGGGAGACGGAGCGCGCGAGACGCUCGAGGAAAGGUCUUGGUGGACGGAGACGCCCGCCGACCCAUGGGAGGAAGGCGGAGAAGGAAGAAGCGAUGGAGACGAAUUGGAAGACGUCGAAAGAGAGCAAGGCCCGCAAGGCCAACAAAGCACACACCCAGCCGAGCAGAACCGAGGAGGAGACGAAAGAAGACUGGGAGAGGAGCGACUCGCGAGAGACGAGAGAGAAGAGGCAGGAACUCUGCUGCAGAUUGAAUUCGAAGAAGAAACGCGUGGACGAACCAGGGAAGAAGGAAGUGACCGAGACCCGAGGCGGCGAGGCGCGGAGAGAAAAACAGAGUCAAAGUGCGAACAAGAGACAAAAAGUCCUCACGUCGCUUAUUGCUGGUGGCAGGCGGGCGCCAGAGAAUCUGGGAACCGAGGCCACAGAGUUCUGAAAACCUGUGACGCCGUCCUCCCUUUAGAGGAAGAAACCUACUCAGAUCGAGAUACGAGAGGACAGCUCCAGGCAUGGCCGUAUCAGUACCGGGUGUAUCGACGCGCGACGUUGGAGAAUACGGUUGUGGCGUUGCCCACGGGGACAGGAAAGACGUUGGUGGCGGCGAUGGUAGUUCACACAUGGCUCGCGAACGUCUUCGUCGCCGACAAACUCGUCAUAUUCCUCGCUCCGACGACGCAGCUCGCGCGGCAGCAGCACCGGGCGAUCUCGGCCGUUCUCUCGCUCUUGCGAGACCCGGCAGGCGCCGAGGCGUCUCGCGGCCGCCUCGCUGUGCGUCUUCCAGGAGUUCUCGAGAAGGAACGCAGCACGAGAGGACGCGUCGCGAGUCGUGACGACGACGACGGGGAGCGCGCCUACUUCCGCUCUGUUCUCAGAGUCGACUGGUCGCAUCCGAAGUACUGGGCAGCCUUCUACUCGGCUCUCUCGGAGUACAAAGCCGCACUGCUCGACUUGCAGCGGCUGCCGGCGGCGCCUCAUGCCGCCUUCGACCUGCGACGCUUCCACACUGGGCGCCUCCUCGCACCCUACCGCUUCGUCGACUCGCAGCGCGCGGCGCUGCUUCGCGAGAGCUUCGCGGAGCCAUCGAACGAAGAAGCAAAUGCGCAAGCUGCGUCUCUCGAGGACAGCGAGGGAGAACGGAGCGGAAACAGAGAAGGCGAGAGAGAAGAGGACGAGAAUGAACAGGAUGUCUCUGAAGUCGAACAUCAAGCUGUUUGCUGGCCAAGGGUGUUUGUCAUGACGCCCGACAAAUUUCGAAACCUCGCCUGUCGCGGUUUGCUCCGCAUCGACCGCAUUGGACUCUUGAUCUUCGACGAGGCUCACACCGUCGGUCGACCUUUGAGAAGCCUGGGCGCCUACGCGACGAUUCUGCGGGUGUUUCUCCACUUGUGUCAAGAGGAGGCGAAACCCAGGAUUCUCGGCCUCACCGCGUCUCCCGUCCCCGACGGCAAACUCGGCUUUUUCGACCUCGAAAGCGAGCUUAAGCGAGCCAUGCGGUCUCUUGAGACCAUCUUCCAGGCGCGCAUUGUGAAGGCCGACACCGAGAGCGCGCCUGGAAUUCGAAACUGGAGCCAAGGCCAACCAGACGCGCAGAGACAGGGCGAACAACAGCGAGGAGUCAUGGGGGUGCGCCUCACGGCUGCGGGAGGCCGCGAGAUACGCGAGGCCGUCGAGGAAGAGUCUGAGCGCUCGGCGGCGAACGAGGCGAGGGGGAACGCGCGGCGAGGCAGCGGAGAGACGCGGCAGGAUCACCUGGGUGGGGACAAGCGACUGAGGACGAUGGAGACGACGGAAGGAGACGAAGAGACCUUCACAGGGUGUGCGUUGAAGACCGUUCGCUAUCAGCUGGCGCCUUCACCCUUCUACUACGACCAUGAAUUGCUGAUUCUCGAUCGCUUGACGACGCCGAGAGUGGAGGCGGGAAGACAGCAGUGGAGAGUCGCGGCAUGGCAGCCACCCCCAGGAACACUCAGAGGCUCACGAGAGCCGACAGGCGGCGUUUCGGCAGUGUCAAACGGAGACAGAGAGCAAAGGAAAGACAGGUUGCCUCGCAGAGAAGGAACAGAGAGAGGAGACCCACCGACGCGAUCCACGUCCACAAAACCAACUGGCACAAAGGAGCGAGAGACCGAAGAAGAGGAGCUCGAUGAGAAGAAAGCGAAGGAAAAGGAAGCGAAGGCAAAGAAUGGACAGGUGAACUGUGACGGACUAGAAGGGAAGAGAAGCGAAGGGAGAGAAGACGCCGUGAGGUGGAAUGGGAGUGAAGUCGCAGCCUUUCGACAUUUCGUCGAGCGCGAAGCACGCGGACGGCACACCAACUUUUCUCUUCUUCUUCAGGAGGUUCUUGACAUCUGUUCAACCUUCUUCUACCUGGAAGUGACUCGCCUCAAAGAAGGACGAGAGGCCAACGAAGAGCGGCACCAUCCUCACGAGACAACACCGGCCGAAGAAGCGCGUCAAGAAACUAUGCACAGGAUCCUCAAGACAGACUGCGGGUCUCCUUGUGCUUCCCAUCCGUCUCCUUCUUCCUCAAGUUUUCCUUCGUGUUCUCCUCCCCUUUCUUCUUCUCCUGCUGCGCCGCCUCUCGCGCCUUCUUCUUCUUGUUCUUCCGCUUCCGCGGCUUUCUCCACCUCUGCGCUCUGUUCGUCUGCUGCUCCUUCUCGUGUACCAGCUUCGCUGCGGUCUUCGUUUCUCGCGGAGGUUCGGGGGGCGGCAGACGCGAGACUGAACGUUCGGGUGAUGAGACGCCUUUGGCAGCACCUGGCGCCGCUCACCAAGCAGCGCGCUCAGCGAAACUGGGAGAACUUCCGCCGUCACCUUCUCCACGUUCAGAGCGAGCUCGGUUUCUGGAGCGUGUGGCGACUCAAGGAGAAAGUCGAGGCAGACUUGGAGGCCUGGCAGGCGCGACUCGGCGCCGCGACGGAGGAGCGAUCGCGCGCGCAGACGCGCCGCAGCAGGCGAGACUGCGAAGGCGCAGAGUGCGAGGAAAGCGAGAAAGAAGACGAGACAGACAACUCGGGGAGAGGGAAAGAGAGUCAGAAGCGAGUGCGUUUCGCAGGUGAAAAUCAACGGACGAAGGCUGGAAGGAGCGAAGAGGGAAAUCGAACUCGAGGCGACCGAGACCGCAUUAAGUCGACUCUUGCAGAGAUCCCACUCUGGAUUUCCUUUCCAUUUCGACGACCUCUCUCCUCCGAUCUUGAUCUCCAGCAUGGUUCUUCGCUCUCUUCUUCUUCGCUCUCUUCGCUGGACCCUGUGGGUGGUCAGCCGGUCGAGCGUCUGCUGCGUCGCCUGUUUUUCGGAUUCUUUUUCCUUUUCUCCAAGGCGCUUUCGACUGCGUGCUCGCACUCGAGUCUGCAGCUGACCAUGCAGCUGUGUCGCUCUCGCGACCUCGCGCAUGUGUGCCUGGCAGACGUCGCUGCUCUCGAAGGCGGAGUUUCUGGAGCAGAGAGAACUGGGAGUCUUCCACAAGUGCUCGCCUGCUCGCUCUUCUCAGACAAACUUCUGCGCCUCGACCAGGUUCUCCGAGACUCCUUCGGCAGAGCGCAGGCGCAGGCGCAGACGCAGCGGCGCGAAGGCUCCGUCGCCGACGACAAGCGUGGAAGCGGUCCAGACAAGCGAGCAGGCAGACCUGGAGACGAGGAGGAACGGCGAACUGAGGACGGGGGAGAGGCAACUCGAAGUGGACUGAGGAUCAAAGCAAGCAGCAAAGGAGACAGGGAAUGCAGCCCCAGUCCCAAGAAGAGCGGUGUACGGACACCCGUUCCUUCCUUCUCUUCUUCUCCCUCCUGUGUUUCUCCCUCUGCCUUAAGUUCUGCGCCUUCCUCGAUGUCUCUUUCUUCUCGGUUUCCGGCGGCCUCUCGAUCGCCUGCGUCGCCGGACGUCGCCUUCGGAGGCGUCCCCAAGUGCGGCCUCGUCUUUUGUCGUCGCCGCGUCGAUGCAUGGCUGGUUUGCGAAUUUCUCACCGCGCGACGCCUCGUCUUCGUCGACUGGAUCUGCAGCUCUUCGCUUGCCUCGCAAGGCGCCUCUUGGCUCUUUGGAAUCGGCAAGGCCUCUCAAGGCCGAAGCAGUUGCCUUGACCGUCUUCGCGCCAUGCACACAGUCUGGGGAAAACUCGAGAAAAAAACACAGAAACUCAACGCGCAAAAACACAGACCCAGCACCACUCCUCAGAGCCACUCGCCUUCUCUCGCUUCUUCUCUCUCUUCUUCUGCCUCGUCUUCUCUCUCUUCUUCUCUCUCUUCUUCUGCCUCGUCUUCUGCCUCGUCUUCUGCCUCGUCUUCUGCCUCUUGGGGAGAUGGAGGCAAAGGAGUGUGGCGACUCAUGCGUCGCUUAGGGUGGGGAGCUCCUCUGCAGCUCUUAGUUUCGACUUCAGUGUUGGAGGAGGGAAUCGACGUACCUGCAUGCAAUCUCGUCGUGCAGAUGGACAUGCCUUCUUCUCUCGUUCGCUUCGUCCAAGCGAAAGGCCGAGCGCGGAAGAAACCUGCCGAAUUCGUCGUCCUCUGCCCAGACUCUGGACCUUGCGGCGCCUCCUGGCCCGACGCCUCGCUGCCUUUCUCCUCUUCCUUCCCUUCCUCCUCUUCCUUCUUUCCUUUCUCUUCUUCUCUUCAGUCGCAGACUCCGGACUGCACUGUCUCUUCUCCCAGUCUGCUUCUCUCCCUGCAGUCUGUGUCUUCGCUUGCUGUUUCCUUGUCUUCUCUGUCUGCUCCUUUCUCUGUUUCGCUUCGCUCGCGGACUGGAGAGGCGCCGACGACGCCGGCCUUCGCUGCGCAGGGCUUCUCUGCUGCGGGUGGAGCAGCUUGCUACUUGCAGGCGGUGUCUCCAAGUGUCAACUUCGAGCUGGCGCGACUCCAGCUUUGCGAAGCGAAGGUGGCGGCCCUUGCCGCAGACGUCGAGGCGACAGAGCGGUUCGGCCUGCUUGGGCCGUUUCGCUGCAUGCGAAAAGUUUGCAGCCUCGACGACCUCCUCCUCACGCACACCGGCGCGAUGGUCCACAGCUCCUUUGCCCCAGCUCUCUUGAGAGAAAUCGUCGACGCAUGUACCGCGGGGAAGACCGACGAACGCACCGAGAGAGGAGCAGACGAAAGAGGAGAAGAAGGCAGAUGGGCAGAAGACACAGAAGACGAAGGAAGAGAGGAAAGGGAGCGAGGGAACGCAGAGCUGCGGACAGGGAGAGAGAAGGCGUUGGGGACUUGUUGUUCAAAUGCUCCCUCUUCUUCUUCUCUCUCUUCUUCCGGGAUGCGUCGUGUCUCGGACCUCUGUGAGACUCGGAGACAGAGGACACCGUCAGCACUACGCUUGCUUUCCACGCAGGACGGCAAGUGGAUUUUGUCAGUUCCUUCUCUGCAAGGCUUUCGUUCGUCGCCUCUCCCGCCGUUCUCGAUCGAGUUUUCGCCCACAGGUUCGGCGCCGACUCGCGCAAGCGCCGCCGCCGGCGUCCUCGCGGUUCGCGUCCUUCGGCGCCUUGUCCAAGAGGGCGUCGUCGACUCGUUCCUCAGAUGCAGAGACCGGGACUCUGUGGAGAAGGAUCUCCGAGACGAGAAAGAGAGGCGAAGGCGAGAGAACUGCGGCGGUGUGGGCGCCGUAGACCUGCUCUGGAGAGAGCUGCCAGCCUGUCUCCUCCCGCCGCGCUCUUGGCGAAACGCCCGCAGGGCCUCCGGCGACCGCCACGGAGACAGCGAGGAGACACUCCACACGAGCGCCAAGACGCGAGAAGAAGCAGCCAGAGCCGAGGAGGCGGUGAGCGGCUCGAACGAGGAAAGGAGGAGAAGCAGAGACCACAAAGAAGGAACAAUAGAAGGAGACGCGGGGGCGCAAGAAGUUGAAGAAAACGCAGAAGAAGGAAGGAAGGAAGAGGAAGGGGACCAGCUAAAGAGACUUCCCUCGGGAACAGGGAAGAAAGAUGAAACGUCUACGUCGAAUGCAAAGUCGGAGACACACCGCGAGAAGACACGAACUCCCGCUCCGCCGCCGGGCGUCACUCGCCUGUUUCUUCACAGGGUGUGGUGCACUCCCCUGACCGCUCGCGAGGCUGCUCUGGAGCGUCUCUGGGAGCCGAACGAGAAGCAACGAAGAAGAAGAAGGCGAGUCCUGAAGAAGCUGGCGGAGUCCCGCGGCUUUCUCCCGUCUCCGCUCUACGAAAGUGGAGGUUUCUGCGGUCUCUGGAGAAUCUUUGCAGACGCAGAGGCGCCGCUGCAGGCGGCUGACCUGGCGCUCGACGGCGCCUCGCGGAGGCGCCAGGAAAAGGCGAAAGAAAAGGAACAAAUCGAACCGGACGCAGGAGACGGAGAAGGAGACGAGGACGGACUCUGGUGGACAGGAAACAGACGGCAGCGAGAAGCAUGCUUUGAGAAGCGAGAACGGGAAGGAGGAGACGGGAAACAUGACCAGUGCAAAGAAGACGAGAAAUGCAGAGCUGAAAAAGAAGAAGAAGAAGAGGAAGAAGAAGAAGAAGAGGAAGAAGAAGAAGAGGAAGAAGAGGAAGAAGAAGAAGAGAAAAAGUGGAGUUGGCAAGAGGAAGAGAAGAACAGACAGCGAAGAGAAAUCCUCGAGUUGAUACGGUCGCGCAUCGACGCUGUCGUUGAGGGUCGCCGCGGACCGGACAGCGUCCUGCAGCCACUCUGUCUGCUGCUCGCGCAUCCCAUUCCGGCCACCGUCGCCUUCCACGCUCUCCACCCAGAGGCCUCCGAGAAGGCGGCGCUCCACAGGGGGAGGAGGCCGCGAACCGGAAGGACUUCUUUCUCUUUGCGCGCCAGCAAAGCAGAGAAAGGCUCAAACGCAUGGACUGAGCAAGAAGCAGACGAAGAGGGAGAAGAAGGGGAUGAAGAAGGAGAAGAAGAAGAAGGAGAAGAAGAAGGAGAAGAAGAAGGGGAAGAAGACGGAGAAGAAGAAGGAGAUGAAGAAGACGUUCCAGGUUUGAUGAGAGUGGAAGUUGAAAAGCCAGCGAAGACGAUGUUCAUUGACCUCCCAACGGAGUAUGUGGAGAAGGUUCUCUUGCGCUUCACUCACAUCCACCUCUUUCGCCUCCUCCAACUCUCCAACUUCUCUCCGAACGGCACAUGCAAUUCUCUCCUUCUCACUGUUCUUCAGUUUCUCUCUGCUCUCCCCUUUCGUCGCUUCCCUUUCCGUACAGUUCCCUCAUCUUCGUCUCUCUCCUCUCCCGCCUCAGCCUCUGCCUCCGCGUCUUGUCUAGGAGGAGAUGGCGAACCGCGAUCUCGUUUCGUCUCUCUGCCGCUCCCCGCCUGCGCGUCUGCAUCGCGUCUCCUCCCUUCUCACGCGCUCUCCCUCUUUGCGCUGCCGCCGUCUCUCUUCUCUCUCCUCUCUCUCCUCUCUCUCGCUGCCGAAGAGGCCGAAGAGUCAACAGAAUCUACUCUGCACUCGCAGUCUCCUCCUUCUUCUCCUCGUUCUUCUUCUCCUCGUUCUUCUUCUCUGUCUUCUUCUUCUCCUUCGACUUCGGCGGAGCAGCUGAAGAGGCAGAUGGUGGAGGCCUGCAGCAGCCUUGCGAAGGCGGGCGUCGUGGACUUGCAGCGAGUCAUGUUUCCAUUUUUCCUCCUGGCGCCACUCUCGCCUCUGGAUGCGAAAAGCGUAGAUCUCGACUUCAUUCACAGACUCGCCAGUCUGCGACUCUUUCUACGCAGCGGCCAACGUCGGAGCAGCGGCUUUCUGGAAGCCGGCACCUGUCCGCCUUCUCUGAUGCUGCAGCACGACCGCCGUCUCCUACGCGGCGCCGUGGAGAGUCUUCACUGUCUCCCUUCUCUCUCUGCGGUUGCGCGUCUCUUCUGCCCGGGCAACAGCGCGAGGAAACUCGACUACGGGGGUGGAAGGUCUCUGCAGAAAGCCGAGCGUCGAAGCGCAAGAAAGGAACAGAACGAAGGAGAUGCGGCGGAAGAAAACGGAGCUUUCAACUGGCCCAGGUCCCUGCUGGGAACGCUGCCCAGCUCGGACCGCGAGAGCGAGAGCGCGAAAGACACAAAAGAAAAGCGAACUCCAGGGAGCGAAAAGGGAGAACGGGGGGAAGCGGACGGCGAGAGACGAGAAGAAGACGGAGAGAAAGGAGCGACGAAAGAAGAUGGACUCUUUUCGAAAGAAGAACAGUUCUUUCGAAGGCUCCAGAGCUACAAGGGAAGCAUUUUUUCUCGUGGUGACGACGCGGCCAACGCGUGGACGACAGAGGAACAGAAGCUCCUGACGUUUUUUCAACAGAGAAAUGAAAAUGCGCUUUCCGUGAAAGAGGCGCUCAGAGAAGAAGGAAUGGAGAUUUUUUAUCAUUUGCGCUCGCGGGGCUUUGAGCCUGUCGCCCUGAGGAUGACGCAUCAAUUCGGAAGGUCUUUCCGGUUCUACAGGCUUCAAACCAUUCACCGCAAUCUCACGCCUCGCAAUGUGGUGAUCAACAGCGACGCCGGCUUCACCCUCGGAACGCUCUGUCGAGUCUACUUGAGUCGUUUCAAGCAGCGCCUCGCAGAGCCUCAUCCCGACUCUCAACGGGGCCCCCAAGGAAACUGCUUCCUCGUUCAAGGCGUCAAACGGAGACAGGGUGCCCGCCAGCUCUUCUCUCGAGAGCGCGUGGUGGACGGCGACGAGUUCGCUGGCCUCCACGCCCCUCAGUUUGCCCACCUUCUGCCCAUCUCGGAGCCGAUGUUCCAGGAAAUUUCGUGGAUGCCCGCGAUUCUCUACCAGCUGGAGGUACAGGGCAAACACUGCGACCUCGUCCAACUGGAUUUCCGGCUUGUGUCUCGAGCUCUGACAGCUCCUCAAAGUCGCCAGGUCGGCGCGGUGGACGCGGCCGGCGUCGAUUGGCAUGGUCAGCGCUUGGAGUUUCUGGGGGACGCAGUUUUGAAGUUCGUCGUCUCCUGCUACCUCUUCUUCCACGUUCACGGAGGAAAGCCAGCAGAGUCCCGCGCGGACGCGGAGCGAAAAGAGACAGAGAAGGAAGAGACAGCGCUGGAGUCGGGGGAGCCGGGAGACGCAGAAGCCGCAGAAGAAGUGGAAGAACAAGGAGAAGAACCAGAGAGCAAAGAAACAGGAGGAGAGAGAGAAGAACAAGAAGAAGAGGGGGAGGAAGAAGAAGCAAGGUGGAAGUUUUUGUUUUCUUUGCUUACGCAAGAAGAGGCAGGGCGUUUUUUCGGGGGCGUCGACGAGGGAGUGCUGUCGAGGCUGCGACAGCACUACGUCGCGAACGAUUACCUUCGCUUUGCCAUGCGUCGUUUCCGGCUCCAGGCAUACUUGGUGAAUUUUCCAUUCGUCAGUCACAAGAAAUCUCUCCUCGACCUCCGAGAGCAACCUGUCUCUGAGAAGGCGCAGGCCGACGUCAUCGAGGCUCUCCUCGGCGCGGUGUAUCUGUCGAAUGCGGACAGCGCGCUCUUCGGCGCCCAGCCAGGAAAACGAAGCGGGGGAAAGGAGACGACGGGCAAGACAGAGGACAGAGAAGCGACAGAGAAACGAGGCGGAACAGAGGAGAACGAGAGAGAGGGGGAGCGGAGGGAGAAGGAGAGGGAAGGACGGGGACGAGACGUCGGCGAGAACGUCUCGAAAAAGGAAACAGAAGGGAGAGUUGACAAGAGGCAGGCAGUCCACCGAAGACCCAGAGAAAUGCGACACAGAGGCCUCGACAAAGAGACAACAGAAGAAAGAGAGGAACAGGCUGUCGUGGGGUCUAGCUCAGGGUGCAUGGCGGCCGCAGCUUUUUUCGACGCUUACCUUCUUCUUCCGAGUGCAGUGAACAACGCAGUUCUCCUUUUUGAUGAAGAGGUCGAGCGCGAAAAGGGCAGGAGAGAAACAGGCGAAAGAGACAACAAACUGAAGGAAAGGGAGGAGAGCGAAGAGGACCGUUUAUCUCACGAAGGCGUCGCACUCGCGCCCGAUGGCGCUGGAGAGCAGAGAGAAGUCCCAGAUCGUCAAGAAAAGGAGACGCUGGAGCACUGGAAGGCGCUUCUGGUCGACUGUCUCGAGGAGGCACUGCGCAGAAGAGACAGAGGCGUUUCUGUUUCCGACCUCGGAGAAGACAGACACAAAGAGGAGAACGCAUUCCCCUGUAGCGCAAAAGACAUAAACCGAGAUGCCUGGAUGUUGCUUCCGGACCGCCUCGCGAAACAGACAGAAGACCUGCGCGCUCUCGCUCGUCUCCCGCACAUGUCGGAAACUUUCCUUCUCCUCUCCCGAGCAACAAACCGGCAGAGAACUCCGCACAACGGGCUCUCACACGAUGACGAAGAGGCUGAGGAAGAAGAAGACGAGACUGAGGAAGAAGAAGAAGACGAGACUGAGGAAGAAGAAGAAGACGAGAUUGAGGAGGAAGAAGACGAGAUUGAGGACGAAGAAUCUGGUGUUUGGAGGGAAGAGCCAAGCAGGCGAGACGUAGAAGCGUCUCAGAGGGUAUGGAUGAGCAAGAUUUUUUCGCGGUACGACACCGACGGCGGCAGAGGCGAUCUGGACCGCGUCAUGGCAGUGGACUCAGUUCAACUCAUCUACCGAGGGCCUAGACAAAGUCUUCUCUCAUCUCUUCAGGAAGGGAAAAAACGCGCAAACCUGGAGACAAGCGGAGACAGGGACCACCUUCGCCGCUGUCUCCUCCUGCUCUCUGAGACUGUCCGAGGAUGUGCCAGCAACGCGAGCGUCUUGCGCAUGUGGAGCAGCGCAGGGAACGCGACUCGAGAGGAAAGAAGAGCACAGAAAGUCGGCGAGAAAGGAAGGGUAGAGAAGAAGAAAAAGACAGAAAGAACGCAAAACGAGGAGGAGGAACAGAACGAACAGAGUCUGCACCGCAAAGAGGGCAAUGCUGGAGGGACAGGGAAAGCGCAAACAAACCGACGGACAGAGGGGUCUCUCUCCUGCGUGUCUUCAACCAGUUUCGCCUCUUCUCUCUCUUCUUCUUCCUCUUCUCUCUCUUAUUCCUCUUCUUCAUCUUCACCUCCCGCCUCGUCUUCUCUGUCUUCUUUCUGCGGGAGGCGAGAACGCGAGUUCCCUCUGAAAGGUUUGCUGACUGCGGCGAGGAAUCGGGAUGUCAUCCUGCCUGGCCUUCCAGAGACCUACGAGCGCCUCGAGUUCCUCGGCGACGCCCUCAUUGGGCUCCUCGUCACUGAGUGGCUUUUUUCGCGAUUCCCCAACUUCAGAGAAGGCCCACUCAGCGAAGCGAAAAACGUUCUUCUCUCGAACAUGUUCUUCGCCAGAAAACUCCUCCGAAGAUGCAACGCUGUGGGCCUCGAUCCGUCAACAGUCCUCAUUUGCAAGCGACGGCUUUCGGCCGCUGCUGAGCCCUGUGGCUGUGCUGCGCUCCCGAGGGAGGACAGCGAGACGUCGCGAAAAUCGCCUCGAGAACGAAGGCCAAAGGGCGGGGGGAAGAAUCGGAAACGCAGCGCGACCGCCGGAAAACAGGGAGAAGGCGAGGACGAGACAGACGCCCCAGCAGGAAGAGAGAGCAGACCAGAAGAGGAAGAGAGAGAAGAAGAAGAAAGAAAAGAAGAGAGAGAAGAAGAAGAAAGAGAAGAAGAGAGAGAAGAAGAAGAAGAAGAGAGAGGAGAAGAGGAAGAGAGAGGUCCUAUUUAUGAUUUGGGGGGGAUCUCCCGUCGCUGUAGAGGGGGACCAACAUGUUCGUGUGUCUGUUUCGUUUGUGCGAUGGAAAAACUCAGAGGCUUGGCGAGAGAUGUAGCCUCGCAGGAGGCUGCGAGAGACUUCGAGGUCUGCGCUGAAGAAUUCAUCUGGAAGAAAAGGAGAGAGGCUCCGAGGAGGCUCCGAAGAACAGCGCAGGGAUGCGCAGAGAAAGAGCUGCGCGCUGGGGGAGCGAAGAGCAGAGAAGAAGAAGAAAGCGAAGAAGAAGAAGAAAGCGGAGAAGGGAGGGAAGGCGGAGAUGAGAGGCCAAAGGGAGGAAAGACCGUGCGUGGACAAGAAGCGCUGGGGAAGGCAGAAAACAGAGAAGACGGAAAAGGAGAAAAAGAAGAAAAGGAAGAAAAAGAAGGGAGAGGAAACGAGGCGCGGACGCCUUCAGCGUGGGCACACACCAAGAGCGUAGCGGAUGUCUAUGAGGCUUUGGGAGCUGUCUCUUUUAUUUCAGCAGGUUACGAUGUCCAGGCGGUGUGGCGGGCGAUUCGGGGAGACUUCGAAAGCUGCGCCGCGCAGGUGGAGAAGUUCUUGGUGCAGGUCGUCUCCAGUUCGGGAGCAGAAGAUCCUGGCCUCGACACAGGAGGAGGAGAAGAAGAAGAAGACGAAAAAUAGAAGAGACGGAAGAAGAGGGGCAAGAAGCAGCGUGGGGAGAAGACGGAGAAGGAGAGAAAGAGGGAGAAGCAAGGACGAAGAGGCAUCGUUUCGACAACUGUUUUUCCAAUUUUUUCAUGGCGUUUUAAGUGUGUCGAGCAAGAGGCAGGAGACUCGGAGUUAGGUGAACGAAUCCUGUCGCGAGUCGAGCAGUUGAAAAAUGCGCAUGCCUGUCGGAGCGUCGGCGCUUUCACAGCAAAAGAGGUAUGCAUGCGUUUCCAGGAGAUGUUCUAGAGCAUGUCCAUGUGUAUGACGAAGGGGAACGCUGGCUUUCCAGCGACGACGUCGUGCGUCGUCAUUUUCAGUGUCUUUCGCCUCUUCAAAGAUCGAAAGAUCGAACUCUUGUCAAGCUCCAGUGUCUCCCUUCUUGCACUUCUGUGAGAAAGAAC